Nomia melanderi (Alkali bee) is the source of this 4242-nucleotide messenger RNA. RefSeq lists its product as uncharacterized. Lineage: Eukaryota; Metazoa; Arthropoda; Insecta; Hymenoptera; Halictidae. Gene Ontology annotation, biological process: regulation of DNA-templated transcription. The record is from RefSeq and is a predicted model, not a curated record. Gene Ontology annotation, molecular function: DNA-binding transcription factor activity, RNA polymerase II-specific; RNA polymerase II cis-regulatory region sequence-specific DNA binding.
CGGUACUCGAAAAUAGUCCGCGCCGGGUAGUUUUCCAUCUUGUUUCAAUGAAUAAUGAGGAUGCACGUGGUAUGAUCGCGAUAAUGUGCAUCAGUGGGGACCGUUCGUCCCGUUCCUCGUGACGGUUGCACUUGUUCGUGCAAAUGCCCCACUGUUCGCCACCGGUCGAAAACAGAAGCGGGCCGACGGAGGACGCGUCGCGUCGCGACACCCUUCCGAGCGCGUGCACGGCGCGCGGCAGCUGAAGAAGAAGACGAAGAAGAGAACAGGAGGCUGGCGAGUGGCGGUGGAGGGCGAGGGAGGCUGCGCUCCUAUAUGUAGCCCCGAAUCUUAGCCGGAGCAACUAUUACGCCCGAAAACCUCGAGGCGGACGCACCCCUGUUCUCCCUGAACGUGUGCACAGGGCACGGUCGCCUUCGACGCGACAGCUUUUUAUUUAUUUACAUCUUACACCCAUACAUAUAUACAUAUACAUACACGCACAUUUUUAUUUUCCCCUACCCUCAGUCUCGAUCAAAGAAAUCGCGUGCCAGCUCGUACCGUCGAGUUUAACGAUCAUUCUCUCGUCAAGCGUCUCGUCGGUGUGAAACGUGUGGUGACACCAGUGGGAUUAGAACCGAGGCAUGAUUUGUGUGACCCGUGGAGGACUGUGAAGAGAGAACCGAGCGCGAGGAACACGCCGACAACCCCGCAGGGAAGAUGCCGAGGGCCUUCCUGAUCACGCAUCGCCGGUACAACGGGGUCGACGAGGAGUUCGACGGAUCCGGAAGAGACUUCAGCCCUGAGAGAGGCGUUCGACUGGCCGACUACAGCAGCAAUCAUCCGACGUCGGACGGCGCAAGCGAAUGCGGCAGUGAAACGUCGUCGGAGUGCCCUGAAGAACUGUACAACCUGACGAAAUUGGCCGAAGUGAGCUUAGCCGCGGCUGCUGGCACGCUGAUUCACCCCAGCAACGUAAUUUAUCAGCAGCCAGCCUCGCCUAGAUGCGCUCAAUUCUCAGACAGGAUCGUGACACCGCGGACCAAGCAACCGGACUCGCAGUUCCAGGACCACGGCAGGCCGAUCGACGACGAACAAACAUUGGGGGAAAGAACCAGACUGUUCUUUGAGAGGAUUGAGUCUGAACGGGAGAUCUUGCAGAGCCACUCGGAGAGGAACACGGUUCUAGGCAUCCACGUGUCGGCCCAUCCUCAUCGUUUGCAAGACGAACGACGCAUGGAAGUGUCUGACAACUCGUUGGACAAAACGGAAUCGGAAACUGUGUCACCAGUAUUGUCCGUCGUACCUCAAGGCAGAAGGACAACCUCGACCUCAACGGAAGCGUCGAAGUCCGAGGACAAUGAGGACCAUGAAUGCCCGGACUGCGGGAAGAAGUACUCGACUUCGUCGAACUUAGCCAGACACAGGCAGACUCACAGAUCCCUCGGAGACAAAAAAGCGAGGAGGUGCCCUCACUGCGACAAGGUCUACGUCAGUAUGCCUGCUUUCAGCAUGCACGUCAGAACGCACAAUCAGGGGUGCAAGUGCCAUUACUGCGGCAAGUGCUUCUCGAGGCCGUGGCUGCUUCAGGGACACAUACGUACGCAUACAGGCGAAAAACCAUUCAAAUGCACGAUCUGCAACAAAGCGUUCGCCGACAAGUCGAACCUACGUGCUCACAUCCAGACUCACUCGAACACGAAACCGCACGUGUGUGGCCGUUGCGGCAAAGCGUUCGCUCUGAAGUCCUAUCUCUACAAGCACGAGGAAUCGUCCUGCAUGCGCGCACAUCAUCGCUCGUCCACGGAGAAAUCGGAUGGGAACGACCAAAAAAUAGCGUCCACUAAAUCUUGCCCGCCAUUGUCAUCCUCGUCGUUGAACCGGUUGACGACGACGCCCUGCGUCACCGCGUCACCUACCAGUGUGAUAGUACCCCGGCUCGACCUGAACCGUGAUCAAAGAAACUCGUCAUCCGCGUUCUCCGCAAUCAUCAGGCACACCAGAAUAUCAGACGCGGCUAACCCGCCAUCGAAACGACCCUGCAGAGAGAAGACACCUCCUUCGAUCGAGGAGUCGGAAAGAAACAUGACGGACGAGUCGACGAAAGAGCAGGAAUGCGUAUCUCGAAUGGUGAUCAGAACGUCCGUGAUUUCCCCAAAUCCGGAGCAUCUCGGUCGUUUCGGCAACGACGGCCAAAAUUCCUCGAACAGUUUCGACUUCUCGGAUCCUAGGAGGACCUCCGCGUUCUCCAGACCAACAACGAUGACCCUCAAUCUGGCUAUCGCAUAAAUAUUGAAUAACUGCAUUAGCGAGCGUAGGUAAAAUAGAAACCGAUGGCGGGCUGGGACACAUAACCUAUUUUCACAGAACGUCGGGACGGCCGUGAAACGAUCGUUAUCCGAAACCGAAGACGAACAGAUACACCAUUGUUUUGUAGAAAUGACGAGACGUCAUUAUUUGCUAGCAACUAGUGUCAUUCCUACCAAUAUACCGAAGUAAGUCCGUUUUUUUCUGUUUAGUGGCGGGAACGUUUGAAAUUCUUGUUACCGACCGAUGCCUUCGAAACGAUCACCCUUUUUUUCUUUUUCUAAUAGUCGGAAGUAGAAUCAAAUUUGGCGGGAAAGCCGGUCAUGAAUCGUGUAACCGCGAUCCACAGAAAUUACGAGACGCAAUGUUAUUCCAUACACCUUCCUAAUUAGGGACCAUCUAGCAGAUAGUCAUAGUAAGAAUGAAAUCGUGAAUCGUUGAUUCCUGAGUGUCGUGCCUUAAACUUUAAUCUCGCGUUGACAGAUUUUGUUCUUGUCAAAGACACGCGCGCCGCGUCGUAUUAAGAGAGUAAUUUAUUGACUCGAAGUGAAAUCUAGUGCCUAUGUACGCGUACUAACCUUAACGCUGAUCGCGUCGAUCAAAUCCAAAGUUCUCCGUGCUCUUCCAGGCAGCUAAAAUAUUUCCUUGACGCUUGAAAACUACGGUACGUCUAACCAUAAAAUGUCGACGGACACCGAUCGAAACCAGAGAUAAUCAAAGAACUCUUUGAAUACUAGGACCAUUAUAUUUCAACUUGAACCAAACUCGAUAAGUAUAAUUACAUGUUUAAAAAUGUUUACGAUUGUCUUGAACCGGACGUUCAACCGCGAUAGUUAAUUCAAGUCCACGUUCAAAGGAAGCGAAAAUAUGUUUAAUCUGCGAAAAUUCGAAAUUUUUAUUCAAAUAUGAAAUAGUUACCUAAGAUAAUAAUUACACGUUUAAUAACCGUUCUCGUAGCGUCGUAGUUUAAUGAUACUUUUAUGAUCGUUGUAAACAGAACAGUCAACUAUGAUAUUCAAAUUCACAUUCGAAGAAAAUGAAAGUGUAUUUGAACCGCGUAAAUCUGAAAUUCGAAUUUAAAUGCCAAAUAGUUACCUAAGAUGUCUGUUGAAACGAUCGAUAGAGGAACAUAUGGAUAAAUGUAAUUUCGGGUGUCGUCGUGUUGGCCGCGAACAUAUAUCUAAGACGGUAGUUUUAUAUUGUAAUGCAUUAAGCGCGUUUUCUUUUUUUUUCUUUUUUUUUAUAUAAAUAAAACGCGUAUUGUCUGUGAUUCGAAGUUAACGGAAUUCGACUGCCGUACGCAGUCUAUGUGGCCCUCUAUUAGCCGCAUCGUAUAAUAAGUAAAAUCGUUUUUAAUCCGUUACCGACUGACGGUAACAAUCCGAGUGUAAACUAGUCCAAUUUCGCAUUGCUAUUCCGAGCGUAACCCAACGAAACGUAAUUCGAAAAUUCGUUGAAUUUUGUAAUUAAUCAAUUAAUGUAAAAAUAAAAUCUUUGUUAAUUACGCGUUUAAAUGAACAAUUUCGUGAGGUAGCGCGAAUAUUCGAAUAGCAACAGUUAUGAUUAAAGGUUUAUGUAGUUUAUCAAUUUUUUUUCUUUUUUCACUGUAAAAUUAAAAGAUUGUGUUUACAAUUAACCUGGAGCGAGGGCGUACGAUAAGUACGCGUAUCCUAGUCAUCGAUCCAAGGCGUAGAUCGAAAAUAGGGAUCCCGAUAUUUGUAAUAUUCUAUUGUAUAGCCGUGUGAGCCACACGUUGUAAAUAGCAUUCCCUUACAUUACGUAUUAGUACUUAGAGUAUCUCGCAUUAUUAGCCCUUUUAAUUAGCGCGACUUAAUUUACUGUUGUUUUAUGUAUGUAACGUGCCAUUUGUACACCGGAGUGCCUAAACAAACGUUUUACCAAUUUUUCUACGAAUUGUAAAAGUAUUGUCUAUUACAACGAGAAAAUAUAUACAUA